CAAGCCGCCCACCUGAAAGCGAAGAGAGAAAGUCUGUGUCUCUCUCUGGUUCACUAACAAACAUUUAUUUAUUUCGCUCUCUCUCUCUCUUCGCUUAUUAAAUUACCACCCGAUUCAUGGCAUAACCCCUACAGCAAAUUUUUGUCAAUGCACAAGGAAUCAUCAUCAUUAACAUCAAGAAGAACAGCAGACUUCGCCAUGAAAUCCGAGGACGGCGAGACCCAAGUACUCAGCCCAUGGUCUUCCUCGCCACGGGGACCCGCGGCGGCUCCGUCUGCCACGACUUCGGCGUCGCAGUCUACGUGGCGUCGCUGGGUGCGGCUGCUCGCCUCGUUUCGGCCGCGCACCCACGAGCCCACCACUACGACGGUCACCAUGCCGGCCACGGUGGCCGCCAUCAUGGACAACUCGUCCAUACAGCGCAUCACGCUGAUGCUGGGCUCCAGCCUCAUGUGGACCAUGCUGGCGGUGCUGGGCCGGCGCAGGCACUCGGUGGAGCACACGGCCCGCCUUCUCUUCUUCGUAAGCCUGGGCGCUUUCGUGGGCGUGCUCAGCUGCACGUUGCGUAUGACGCGCCCCCACGGAUCCAUCGCCGUCAACGCUUCUGUGGUCGUGCGCGGCUUCACCACCGCCUUCGCGUUCGCUGCCAGCUACGCUUGUGCAUUCAUUCUUCUGAGCACGGUUUUAAGAGGAAGCUUUAGCUCGCCGCCGAGCCCAUGCUGCCUGUUCGGAAUUUGGUUCAUGUCCUUGAUACAUCUCCGCAUCGUAGACUCUGCGGCGCUGACAAGCAUGGCACCCGUUCUGGCAGGCCUACCCACCAUGGCGGGGUCAAGGACACAGAGACCUGUAUGGUUCGUCUUCUCGCUGACGUGCCUGGUAACGGCCAUGGGGCUACUGUUGUACCAGGACGAAGGGAUGGGUUCGCAGAGACUGCUGAGCUUUGGGUGGGCCUUCCUGUCUGCCUGCCUGGUCGCUGGCCAAGAGUUUUUCGCGCACACCACGAAGGAUAUCCCCCAGGGGGUGCUGCUGCUCCACUCGUCCUUCACAUCGCUCCUCUUCUCAAUCCUGCUCGCCGGCAACGUGCUCGAAAGCCCCAAGGCGCUGCUGACCAAGGUCGACAUGGGUGAGAUGAGUAUGGCCAGCCAGACGGCGUUCGCCUACGUCUUCUUCGUGUCCAAGGCGCGCGAGACGGACCAGGGACUGGCGAACAUGUACAAGUACGCCAUGGACGUGCUCAUGGCGUGCGCUCUCACGUGGACGUUCCUGCCCGAGCAUGUCGUGCCACGUUCCAGCUACGGAGCGGCCGUUUUCGUUCUUUGCGCCGUCGUGACGGCCGAGGUGCAGCGGCUGCACUACAUGCCUCGACCUGCGCCAGGCGCCAGAGUCCGCAUGCGCUUCUUCAUGUGA
Dermacentor andersoni is the source of this 1407-nucleotide messenger RNA. RefSeq lists its product as uncharacterized. NCBI's taxonomy places the organism in Eukaryota, Metazoa, Arthropoda, Arachnida, Ixodida, Ixodidae. The record is from RefSeq and is a predicted model, not a curated record.